Molecule: messenger RNA, 1048 nt
Organism: Pneumocystis carinii B80
Lineage: Eukaryota; Fungi; Ascomycota; Pneumocystomycetes; Pneumocystales; Pneumocystaceae
Exons: 3
Coding region: 47-1003 (318 amino acids)
Source: RefSeq, a predicted model, not a curated record
GUUUAAUAGCAGGAACAUAAUAAAUAUACAAAAAAAUAAUAAAAUAAUGACAGAUUUAAAUAUAUAUAUUACAGAAACUAAUAAGGAGUUUAAGGGAAAAGUUAAUUUUAAAAAAGAGUUAGAUACUUUAUUGAAAAUACCACAUACACGGGAUCUUAAUAAAGAUUUAUCUAAUGUAUCAUCUAUUUUUAAGGAGAAAAUCAAAUGGGAUUCUUUAUCUCUUAAAAAAAAUGAUUUUUAUUGGAGAAAUGAUCCAUAUUAUUUAAAGUAUGAUACUUAUGAAUCUAAACAAGAAAAAAAUCAAGAGAAAUAUAAGGAAAUAGAAUAUAUAGAUGAAGAUUCUAAAAAAAAUAUUACUAUUCUCAAUGAAAAUGAUCAAAUAAUUAAAAAUGAUGAAUUGGUUCAUAACAAUGUUACUAAGGAACCGAAUUUUCAUUCUAAAACUUUAGAUGAUUCACAUAAAGAUCAAUCAACAAUUUCUAUUCAAAAAAAUAAUGAAAAUUCAUUACUUUUUGAAGAAAAUUGCAACAUUUCAACAGAUGAAUUCACUUCAGAAAAUAAAUCAUUUAGUCAUCCAAUAUCUCCAAUUGCUCGCAGUCCAUUUCCACUAACAAUAGUUGGUAAAAGUGUUAUUUCUGGUCUUUCAUCAAAUGAUACACUUCUUAGAACUUGCUUUCGUGUAGGAGAAGCUCUUAAAGUAUCUAAUCUUCAAAAAAACUCUAUGAUUGUUUAUCUUAUAGAAUUUUUCGGUAUUAUAAAGGAAUUUAAUAAGAAAAAGGGCUUUUUUACAUAUGUUAUUGCAGAUUUGUUUCAUCCUUUAAGAGGACCAUAUAUUUAUGCAUCAUAUCAUGACUAUCAUAUUACAAUUGCUUUUCAAAAUAAUGAUAUAGUAAGAAUUUUAGGAGUAUUCAGAAAAAAUAAAACAAAAAAUGAAAUAAAUGUUAUAAAAAUGUACCCAUGUACAUGGGAAAAGAUACAACAUAUCAAGGAAACGAUAAAAUGAAUAAGUAGUAUAUUAUUUAGAUAUUAUAAAUUCUUAAGUACAUAG